GGGGCGGGCCCGGCCGUCAGCUGACACCGCCCUGUCACGGGACGGCGGGUUGAGGAGAGUCCGUUUCGCUGCUGCCGCUUUCGGUCAUGCUGCGGCUCCUGUUCCCGCUGGCCGCCUUGUCGGCGCUUCUCCGGGCAGCGACUAUACCCCAGAGGAGUUUUGGGAUUGAUUAUGACUGUGGCUGCUUUGUCAAGGAUGGGGAACCUUUCCGUUACAUCUCAGGUAGCAUUCACUACUCACGAGUGCCCCGGUAUUACUGGAAAGACCGCUUGUUGAAGAUGAAAAUGGCAGGACUUGAUGCCAUUCAAACGUAUGUGCCAUGGAACUACCACGAACCCCAGCUGGGCGUGUAUGAUUUUUCUGGUGACAAAGAUCUGGAGUAUUUCUUGCAGCUUGCUAACGACACUGGUUUGCUGGUUAUCCUGCGAGCUGGACCUUACAUCUGUGCAGAAUGGGACAUGGGAGGUCUUCCUGCAUGGCUGUUGGAGAAGAAAUCUAUUGUUCUCAGAUCUUCUGAUUCAGAUUACCUGGCAGCAGUAGAGAAAUGGAUGGGUGUCCUUUUGCCAAAGAUGCGGCCUCACCUCUAUCACAAUGGAGGUCCAGUCAUCAUGGUGCAGGUAGAGAAUGAGUAUGGAAGCUACUUUGCUUGCGACUAUGACUAUCUGCGUUCCCUUCUGAAGCUCUUUCGCCAGCAUCUUGGGGAUGAGGUGGUGCUGUUCACAACUGAUGGUGCAAGCCAGUUUUACUUGAGAUGUGGAGCUCUUCAGGGUCUUUACGCAACAGUGGACUUUGCUCCAGGUGGCAAUGUCACAGCAGCAUUCUUAGCUCAAAGGAGCAGUGAGCCUACAGGCCCUUUGGUUAAUUCUGAGUUUUAUACUGGAUGGUUGGAUCACUGGGGGCACCGUCAUUCUGUUGUGCCCGCACAAACUGUAGCUAAAACACUUAAUGAAAUCCUGGCACGUGGUGCUAACGUUAACCUGUACAUGUUUAUAGGUGGGACUAACUUUGCCUAUUGGAAUGGUGCUAAUAUGCCCUAUAUGCCACAGCCCACUAGUUAUGACUAUGAUGCUCCACUGAGUGAAGCGGGGGAUCUCACAGAAAAAUAUUUUGCCUUGAGGGAAGUCAUUGGUAUGUAUAAGCAGUUACCAGAAGGUCUUAUCCCUCCGACAACACCUAAAUUUGCAUAUGGGAAGGUUCGCUUGCAGAAGGUGGGCACUGUGGUGGAGGUUCUUGACACGCUGUCACAUGAGGGACCAGUGAAAAGCACUUACCCAUUAACCUUUGUUCAGCUAAAGCAGUAUUUUGGGUUUGUACUGUACAGAACUACGCUUCCAAAAAACUGUACGGAGCCAACACAACUGUCUUCAAUUUCAAAUGGAGUCCAUGAUCGUGCCUAUGUCUCUGUUGAUGGGGUUCCUCAAGGUGUCCUUGAAAGGGGCAAAUCACUUACAAUAAAUAUAACUGGGAAGGCUGGAGCAAAUCUGGACAUCUUGGUAGAGAACAUGGGCCGAGUCAACUUUGGUAGAUACAAUAAUGACUUUAAAGGUCUAGUUUCAAAUUUAACUCUUGAUGAAGACAUACUUGUUGAAUGGGAAAUGUAUCCUCUAGACAUAGAUGGAGCAGUGAACCGUGACAUUAAUGGCCAUGUUGACCUACCAAAGAGAUCUGUUGGCAAUCCACUGAGUUAUGAAGCACCUACUUUUUACACUGGUAGACUGUCAAUUCCUGGAGGGAUUCCAGACUGGCCUCAGGACACCUAUGUCAAGUUCCCUGGCUGGACAAAGGGACAAAUUUGGAUCAAUGGCUUUAAUCUUGGUCGCUACUGGCCGGCCCGUGGUCCUCAGCUGACCCUUUUCGUUCCCAGGAAUAUACUUGUUUCAUCGGUGCCAAACAACAUAACAGUGUUGGAGCUGGAGUGUUCUCCUUGCAGCACCCGAGCAUGCGAGAUAGAAUUUGUAGACAAACCUAGUAUCAAUGCAACAACACAGUAUGAAAAUGAUGCCCCCCAACUCUUUGUUAGAGACACGUGGCUGAACCAUCUAUAAUAAUUUGAGUAUUUUCUUAUCUUCCCCCAAUUUGCUUCCCUUUUCCUCAAACCAUACUUCCCUUUUUUAAAGACUCAGUGUUUAUCAGUAAGUUGUUUAGCUGAGGCAACUUCUUAAAUUCCUCAAAUUCCUGCCAGAUUUAAAUACUGACAUUCUCUGAAAAAAAUAAAAGCUCUAGCUUUAGAAUUUGCUUUGGACUGUAAAAUUUAACUCAACUGGAAGAUAAUGUUCCUAUCAGUCUAGUAAAAAUGUAGUCCUUGUAGCAGCUUAUAUUACAGGAACCGUCGUACGCUUUUCUUUUUUUACCAUGUUUUGCAACUGGAGAGGAGCCUGCAAAAGGAGUGCACAGUCUCGCUAGCUUGCUGUUUAUUCACAUGGGCUGGUAGGUCAGAGCUGCCAAGAGACUAGACGCUUUCAGCUGAUUUUAUCAUCUGGUUACUAUCAGUAGUCUGAAGAGGCUCACUGCCAAUGUUGGGCAGACCUCAAUUUUUUCACCCCUGUGCAAGUGACCUUAGAAAAAUUUCUAUUGGUUUCUCACAGGAGCAGUGAGAAGAACUGUGAAAGAAAGCACUGAAAUACAAGCUGGUCCGAACAGGAGUAGUGUGGAGGCACCUUGUAGUCCGCGUCUGUCCCCUCUUGGAAAGCCAAUUUACUGCUUCCCAACUUAUGCUAUCUUUGAAGACUUUAAGUUGAUAAGUACAAGGACUAUGUAAAACUUAGGCUGUUUUGGUUGGACCAUAGCCUCUGAUUAACCUGCCUGCAGAAUUUAGUCUUAAAAUGAGCCACAUUUCCUUUUAAUGGAUCCUAUUUAUUUUCUCUUUUUUUUUUUUUUCUCUCCACUUUAAUGGACUUGGAGUACUUGUUUUUCAUAGGCCAGCACCUUGGAAGUGGAAGGCUAAAGUUAAAGAACUUUAGUUCUCUUUUAGUCAUUAAUUCACAUCUUCUAUUUUGUUCCAGUAAAUUGAUGAUUUUUGUAAGGGCCUGGUAUUUGCAAAGAUGGGCAAUCUCUGUCAGUAAAACUGACUUUCUACAAUAGACUGAGUUGUCUCAUUGAUUCUAAUGGGUUUGGUGUCAAUCAUGCAAACUCCUUGGUGAGAUUUAAACAACAAAAGAUUAAGAUAAUGGAAUCAAGUAUUUUCAUAAUCUGUGGUUUGUUUCUUUGAUUUUUGUCUGAUAUUAUUAAAAUGGUUCUUUAAAGAUUAAAUCCUCCCUGUGCUUGCUUGGGAAGGGAAAAAGGGGAUGAGGUAGAGUUAUGAGGAGUUACAGCAUAAGGGAGAAAUGAGGUUGUAAAGUCUCUAUGGAGAAGCAGUUCUUCUUGGUGUCUCAUUUGUUUUCUGUGGUAUGAAGAUUUGUGCAAAGUAAAGCAAAACAAAGUAGUUGUGACAGGCUGUGUGGACCCCAGAGGUGCCACCCUUUUCUGAGAUGGCCAAUGCAAAAACUUAUUUCUUCUCAGCUGAUAAGGACUACUACUGUCACCUGAGGAGCGAGCGAAAAGGACCACCACUCCCUUGAGUAUCUACAUCUCUGCUAUGUCUGAUGCGUAUGAUGGGCUUUCAAACCAGACACAUGUGGUUUACCUGAGCCAGAGAGCUGCUACUCUUUAAAUUCUCACCUCACAUGCAAAAUCUAAUGGCUGGGGACUGUGUGUUCAGUACCUGACACACUUCAUUCUUGGAAUAAAGUGGUCUGCCCUGACCCUAAAUUUUUUUUUUUUUUUUUUUCUUGGCACAGUCCCUAUUCAGACCCUGGAACAUGCUCUGCAGUCGGUUUAUUAUGAAGUAUUAAUUACCUCAGAGCCAGGCCUUGAAUGUAAGGAAUGGAACAGAGUUAGUUUCAUACCGGUUGUGGGUUUUGUGGCUUGAAGUGUGCAGAAUGACAGUACUAUUUAGGUAUUAUUCCUACAACAGUUCAGUGUUUUAACAGCCAGGAGUAUUUUUAAUUUUUAUGGCAGUUAAGUGCUGUGAGGGGAGUGGAACUCCUGGCGCUCAUUCUGACUUCAUUUUGUUUUACGUCGUAGUUGUGAAAAUGUAGUGUAAUUGAUGAGACUUCACUUUUUGCCACAACUCUGUAAUAUUCCAAGCAGAAAGGCUUUGCAUCAAGGAUUACAAACAUGCAUCUGGUUAGAUAUAAGACUAACAAGAACAACAUGAAAAAAAAAGAGCGUAAGGUUUUUCAAGUAGGGCUUAGAUAGCUUGAUUAACACACCGGCGUGUUUUCUGCUUUCAGUGAAGUGUUCUCUUGUUUACAGAAAGGAACUGAAAGUUGAAGCCCUGAUUCCUAAUUCUGAUCUACCUACAUGAAAACACUGCUAGAGGUUGCCAAGCAGUGCAGUAUUUAUUUGAGUAUGCAGAAGGGAGGCCUCUGUGGCACAGGGCCUCCACAGUACAGCGCUACUAAGAAGAACCUGUUGCCGCUUGCUGCUGCUUUACCCAAGGAUGCGUCUGUAGGUGCUGCAGGAGGGUGUUCUGCCCUGUAAAUGUCUCAUACUGGGUUGCUGUGCCCACACCACUGCUGAUGCUAUGUGGCUGGGGCUUACCCUAGGUUUCCUAGCUUUGGCGUGCAGUCCUCCUCAGACCAAGUAUAUGGUGCAAAAUGGGACCGCUUUGUCAUUUUGCUCCUUUGCAGUCUUGAGCAGGUCAGUUGUUUUAAUCUAUCCUCAAAUGUGGUUCUAUCGUCUGUGUCCAGGGGUAGAAAUGAAAUCAGCAGAGAACCUUCUGACUGAAGACCAAAUGCAUAGGAGAAGAGGGGUGUGAGGAUUUAGCUGGCUCACCUUGACCAAGUUUCAAUUUGGAUUUGAAGGCCAUGAUGUGAAACCAUUGUCAGACCCCUGGUUAGUAUCUGCAGUGUAGCUGUGUGAUCUGUUCCAGAUGCUGGAACUCCAUGGGAUGGUCUGUCUGGAGCCAGCUUCUACUGAAGGCGUGGCAAGAAAGAAUGUUCCUAAUGCUAAAAUUGUGGCUCCUCAAAUGCUCCCUCCUGCCUGUCCUUGGGAAUUUGGAAGUACUUUGCUGGCACAGUGUUCCCUGCCUUCAGCAGACCAGUGCAAACCCGGUGUUUGGUCAGAAUUAGUGUGUAAAGAGAAGUGGAGAUGUUACACUGGUCCCAGCUGGAAGGUAGGUGUGAUCUUUACAGUUCUGUAGGGGAGCGCCAUUUCAAAUCUGCACCUAGAGUGUAGCUGUAGAGGCUCAGCUUAGCACAGAUGGGGUUUUUUCAGCCAUGGAGUGAGGUUUGUAAGCUUAGACUGUAAUACUGCCUGCCCAUGAAUGAAGGCCUUUUAAAUGUGAUUACUUGGGAUGAAUGAGCAAAUAGGUGAACAUGAACUGGUGAAUAGUGUGCAGUAUAUAGUUGAAUUCUCUUUCUUAAUCUACGUACAAGACUAGUCUUAUAUUCAUAAUAUAAUUCUCUUCCUAAGUGUUGACCAAAAUUUCAGUCCCUGAAUCACUUGAAACUUGACCGUGUCCAUGCCUCUUUAGACUCACCAUGCCCUUCGUAAUUCACCUGUGCAGGUAGUUCUCCCUGUCUUUCUGCUCUCCCAUCUCUCUGGGGAUUCCACAGUGCCUGUGGCUUUCUUUCGCUGUUUUUUGAUGAAAUACUCGUUUCUUUGCACAGUUUGAAUGCUUACGUGAGCCUGGCUCUAAAAAUAGUCCUCCCAAGUGGACAGCAAACCCUAUCCACCUGACAAAUGUGUCAGGCAUUCAGAAAUGGCAAUUACAGAAGAAUCCUGUGUUUCACAGUGUGCUCUGAAGGAGCUGAUACUGGAUUAUCCAGGCUGAGAAGGCAACCUGUUAACAAAACACUAAGUUUGGACUGCAAAGGGAAGAAAUAUACUCUCUUUGGAUGGAUUUGGUCACUUUGAUAUAGUUGGAUGACUGACUAGACUGUUGCAGUCCCCUUCUAAUCUCAUUUCAGAUAUAUUGAGAUCACUGGGAACAGUAGCAUCUCUCCAUGUGUAAAAUGGAUAUCCUGACAGUUUUCCUAGGAUGCUCUUCCUGGAAAUCCAUCCAUAUUUGAGCAAAUAGCUCGCAGUGCUGACAGAUCCUAACCAGAGCCUCUGUCAGCAGCUUAGUUAUUUACUGGGCAUUGUUGCCUCUGUAUCAGCAGGAAACUACUUGAAAAUGUUUUUCUGUUACAUGGCUUUGCAAUCACUCAUCUUCUUCCUUUUUUUUUUUUUUUGCUUGCAAAUGCUCUAGCAUAACUUCCCAAAGGAACUGCUGAUUAAUGUGCAGUCCCCACAUUUUUGGUUUAAUCUCUUUUUGCAUGUAUCUUUUCCAGACUGCAGACAGCAUUUUAACAGGUAAUAAAAGAUGAAAGGUUUGUGAGAGAUGAUCUAGCCCUAUGCCUCUCUUUCUGAAGCCAAUGUUAUCUGUGUCUAAAGUAUUCCCAGUGUAUUUGUGUAACCUGUUCUUCACAGUUUCCUGUGAUGGAGACCUCACGCUUCCCUAGGCAAGCUCUUCCAGUGUUAGGAAGCUUGUCAACAGCUAAUGGAAGUCUUCAUUGCUGCAUGCACACCAGUCACCAGUUUCACUGUUCACAGCCAACAUGAAGUAUGUCUUUGUGCUCUAAAACUGUUUCGUGCCCUCUCUGUUAUCUUCUUACCUCCCUGAUGGACUGGAUUUACAGAAAUUUUAAGAGGUGCAGAGCAACAUGGAGAAGACUCAUCAAGGAUGUGAAAGGAUGGUGAGGUCCUGAAUGACCUGGUCCAGGUGCUGCAGCAGCUUUAUUUGAAAGAAAUUACUGAGUUGCCAGAAAGCUGUCUUGCAGGCCAGGACUUAAAAGCAUGGUAGCCAGCCUCAAGGUCCUGUCUGGAAGAUUUCAUGACAAAGGGAACUGGAAGCUACAGAAGAAUGAUGUCUAAUGGUUCUCCGUCAAUGAGAAGGCAAAACUGUGCAGGAAGAGAUGAUCUUGAGACUUGAUGCAAAGGGCUGAGUGGAAAAACGUUGGAAAAGAUGUCAUGGGGGAUCUUUGUCAUGCU
Molecule: messenger RNA, 7014 nt
Organism: Chroicocephalus ridibundus (black-headed gull)
Lineage: Eukaryota; Metazoa; Chordata; Aves; Charadriiformes; Laridae
Gene: GLB1
Product: galactosidase beta 1
Exons: 16
Coding region: 87-2045 (652 amino acids)
Biological process (GO): carbohydrate metabolic process
Cellular component (GO): vacuole
Molecular function (GO): beta-galactosidase activity
Source: RefSeq, a predicted model, not a curated record